This is a messenger RNA of Fomitopsis serialis, 2304 nucleotides long. RefSeq lists its product as uncharacterized. The record is from RefSeq and is a predicted model, not a curated record. Lineage: Eukaryota; Fungi; Basidiomycota; Agaricomycetes; Polyporales; Fomitopsidaceae. Bases 153 to 2189 code for a protein of 678 amino acids. The transcript is spliced from 9 exons.
GUGGUCCCCGCACUCCGCCCAUUGUAACCUUCGGGCUGCAAUCUCAACCACAUUCAACUGAUGUGCAGCGCACUCAGAGCGCCCAGUUACUUCCCUUGAAUGCCUCGCAACGCGGUCAGGCGCUCACUGCGCGCUCACAGCGUUCACAGUUCAUGCCUGGUGAGACCAUUGCCAUCGUAUUACUCCCUUGUUCGCUUGAAGAGGGUAGGCAGAUCUUCAACCGCACCUUCACAAUCGCCAAUGCGCAGAAGACCGCUUUCUUUGCGGCAUUGAAGGACCAUGGCUUUGUCUGUACUGUCACAGUAGACGAGCACACACUGAUCAAGCCCAUCCUCGACGAACAUAUCCGUCGUCUCUGUGAGCAGCACCGAAUCGCGCUACCAGGCUCGCAGGGAAAUUGGACACUGCCAGCCAUACGUAUGAUACGUACUCAGUCGGAUGGUGACAAGCUUCAGUUCUACAAAGCCAGUGCACAGACUGCGUUGAACGCGUCAUCGACGUUGACUUCAAUCAAAUCAAGGCUUACCAAACUGCGCGGUGUUUUAACGCCCAACCAAGUCGUAGUUCCUAUAGUUCCUGUCCAUGCGGCAAUCUCUUCCCCUAUCACCGUGUUCGUCACGGACGCAUACCCUCAACAUGAGCUUCUCCAUCGAUGCUACCCGGCGCGGUUCUUUGCGCGGCUUGCACACCCCUCCUCACCUAGCCACACGGAGGAUCCUGCUGCGCUAUGCGAGACCCACAGCUGUCUCUCCAAUCCACCGUCUGUCCCCGCUGACUGGAUCUCAUUACCACCACCACCACCGCCAGCUCCUCUUGCUCUGUCGAAUGUUGGCGGCGAUCCUAGUCCUGGCCCUGAGUAUAGCUCACUUCCCUUUGUCCCUGGGCCAUCUGUACGCAUGUCAACCACUUCACCCAUGUCCGCUGUCCCUCCCUUUGUGGCGCCUCUGAACCUGAACGAGGCUACUUCACGCACUCAGCGCAUUAUUACGCCUGCUCCUGUCCCUGAACGUCGUACAACGUCCACGGAGUCUAUAGAUCCUUCAUUGCUAACUCUCACUGCGUCUAACUCGUUCAACGUGCCCAUUGCUCCUGUUCCUCUUCCCAUCCCUGCUAUACCCAGCGCACUUGAAGCUGAAUCCCGACUUCAGCCAGCUCCGGUUCACAUUCCCAUUCCUAGUCUUGCUCCGUUCCCCCAUAUUGAUGCACUCUAUUUUCCAAAUGACAACUCACGUGCCCGAGCCACUAUGGGUGCUGCAAAUGCAAUUCCGGCUACUGUCCUUGGGGUCUCUCGUUCGCGCUCAUUGAGUAUGGAGGAAUUUUCGGCAGCGGCAGCACCACCCUCUCACCGCCAACGACUUCAUGACGGUGUCUUAUCCCAGAACACUGAUCUGACAAUGCCAGGUAGUUCCGCCACACGUCCCAUAGAUAUAGACUUGCCGAUUGGGAACAACAUAUCAAAUUCUGGACGUACCGGCACAUAUGCGGAAGUUCAAGUUGGGUUACUGCCCACGCCUGCAACCACAAUGAGCUGGAAGGACGAGCUACUUUCGUCGGUCACUACAGAUCUAUCUAUGACCCUCAAGUUUCAGAAAGGUUUCCUACGUGCAUCUACUGAAACUUGGCGGAACGACGGUCAGGCCCAACUGCAUAUCGAGGCCACAAGUCGCCAGUCAAGUGCCCGUGCAGUUCUCACUCACAUUGCCUACAUGAUCCGCCGCAGGGAUGGGCAAGUCACGACUCUCGAAGGCUACAGGGAACCGCGUGGAGCCACUGUGCAGACGCCUGAGACCGCUCGUCUCUCAUCCUACCUCCACCCAUAUAGCCGUGGCAUCUCUAUUCGCCCUUCUAUCGGACGUGGGCCUGAGCUGGCUACGUACUUUGAGAUCCUGAGAUCUCUCAACGACAAGCCCGAGGGCUUGAACACUCCGUUCGAGUAUCCUCCGCAUGUCACGCAGCCAAUGGGUGUCCCACCGUAUCUCUGGGAGGAGCGCAAUGGGUUUCUUGUGCCCGCAUUGGAAGACAUCGCAUUGGAGGAUCAUCGUGCGGGCAUCUUCAUCAGGAAAAAAGAGAAUUGCCACAUGAUACAAUGUAGCCUACAUAGUGUCCAUAGCCCCCUUUGCAUACCCCCCUUUAUAUUGUGCAUGAUAGCUCUGGCAUCUGGCCUCGUAGCACCUCAUAACACCCUGUAGCACCACACCUGGGCUCCAUAGUACACCAUAAUUGGGCUGUAGACCAUCAUAGAUACACUGUAUUGACAGUAUACAGAGAUUCCGAAUCCACCACUAGAUUCAAUAAUAGGCAUCA